AUGGUGCGUGGCUACGGGAGCGGGGGAAUUAGAAUGAUCGUCCCUUUCAUUGUGAAGAUAAACCAAGAUCAACUGCAAGACAAAUCGAAUUUGAGGCAUCGCUGCAAGAAGAACUCUCCAGGUCACACGAACAACUCGGAGUUCUUUCGUUGGUUUAGGUCGGAAAAAGUGUUAGUUUUAGUUUUAAUAUGGCACAGCCACCACCACCACCAACACCACCAACACCUCUACCAUGCAAUCGGUUUACUUAGUAUGCGUCCGGAAUAAGUAUUAAUUUGUGCAAGAUAAUAAGAAAAAAAAUCUUUUGAAAUUCACAACAGCGCGGCUGCGCCAGCAAGUCAAACGUCAGUGGCAGGCACUCCAGCAGCCGCGUUUAGUAUUGCACCCUCGUCUACAACUAUCCCACGAAAAAACUGUUUCUCUGUGAUGAUUUUGCAAGAUCUGCAUCACAAGUUUGUUACACAUGACACUGAAAAUUUGUCAUGCGCGCUUCCCAAGGAAAAACACGCUUGAAAAUCCAAUGUCUUGCAGCUGGAGCAAGACAAAUAGUCUUGUGUUCCAUUUUCUGCACCACAAGUUCACAGUGAAGCAGUUUUUUCUUGCGAUAAAAACUUCUAGCUCGUUUUUCCCCACGGAGAAACAGAACACCAAGCCCCCAGUUUCAGAACAAGACCCGCCAGAAUCGACUACCACGGCGGUCGGCGCGGUAGCCACCUCCAUCACCGAUUAUUUCUACGUGCAGGCAAAACCGAAAAAUUCGGCGGUCGGUGAGGGGGGAAAUAAUCUCACCGCUCCGAGUACGCCGGUGUUGAACCAAAAUGACGGGGUGGAAAAUCAAUCCGGUUCUUUUCUCUUCGCGAAUCCGCUGGCGACGCAAUUCCACCACAUGUACAACCAAAUUAUAUCAAAUGUGAAAAUGUCUGGGUCUGGAAGAAUGCAACUUGUUAUGCUAUUAAAUCUGAAGCAUGCAAAAAUCUGUGUUGCGUGAUGACCAAAAGAUGUCCACUUUUGAACAGUUUGACAGGGAGUUUCUCAUGCAGAAUAGGCAUGAUAGACACCUCACAGCGUUUGUCGUGCUAGGUGCUGCAUUCCAGGCCUCAUGGGUCAUGGAAAAACUGCAUCACAAAUAUUGCAUUCUUCCAGACCCAGACAUUUUUACAUUUGAUAAAUUACCGGAAACAACGAUACUACUGCGGAUGUUGGUUGUGGUGGAACAAAUGAGAAUCAGUUUAACGACUACUCUUCUAACAACCAGCGGGACUACAAUCGCGAUCAGUUCUUCGCGAACGCAGGGACGCCUUUGGGAUUUGUCGGAAGUCCGGACGAGGCGGAGGAAGAGGAGGAAAACGAGGAUCCCAAUCGUAAGAGUUAUUUCAUCGGUUUUGUUGUUCUAUAUGAAAUGCUUGGUUUCGCAUGACAAGGGGCUCGUCCUUCUGUAUUGCGGGUUCAUUCUAGCAUGAUGACAAAAUGAACAAAAUGAAUAAAAUCUUCAUCCAGGCGUUCCUACCUUCGUGAAAGUUCGGGGUCUGCCGGAGCAACAAGACCCGCGGAUUCAGAAGAGGAAAAAACCGAAGAACAAAAACGCGUUCACGGCCUGCUUUUCGAAGAUGUUUAAUUGAAGAGUUUUUCGUGUAGUUACUGUUGAUUUCGAUGAACGCGAAGCGCAGCACUGUGGCCUGAGGGAGUUGCGCAUAGUUGAUUGAUAAUUUUCCGCUGUUAGUAAAGUCAAAACGAAUUAUAAACAAGUCGAGGAGGACCAUCCGCCUCCUCAAGGACUAGAU
Messenger RNA from Amoebophrya sp. A120, 1781 nucleotides. NCBI's taxonomy places the organism in Eukaryota, Dinophyceae, Syndiniales, Amoebophryaceae. The record is from the annotation of a GenBank genome assembly.